Messenger RNA from Homalodisca vitripennis (glassy-winged sharpshooter), 1548 nucleotides. RefSeq lists its product as uncharacterized. Lineage: Eukaryota; Metazoa; Arthropoda; Insecta; Hemiptera; Cicadellidae. The record is from RefSeq and is a predicted model, not a curated record. The coding region runs from base 58 to 1134 and encodes 358 amino acids. The transcript has a single exon.
CUGAAGAACAACAAACACAACUCUUGUACACUUAGGUUAAAAUUGUUCAGUACAACCAUGAAACCAGGUCAUCUCAGAAGCAGAAGCAAUGAGAAACUCACACACACGAAGAAAAUCAAACCCGUACUGGCAAAUAAAAAACACCCACCUGCGGUUAAAGCACAAUGCACGACGGUAACAGAUGCGGGCAGGCCAGGAUCUUGUCCUACCAGCAACUCAACUUGGGCACCGAGCAGAAACUGGCACAAGUACUUGACGAACACGAAAUUGCAGAGUGAGGUGCGUCCUCAUAGUCCACUGAACCAUCAACAGGAGGUCUGGUUAGACCGUGGUAGUAAGAGCGAAGGUCCAAAGUUGGCUCAUACAAAACCACCGGACGAACUGGUCAUGAAGCUUCCUGUCGUUAAUUUCUGCAAUGUCGAAGGAGAAAUACCUCCGACAAAGCUGUAUCCGAGCAUCGGUGACCUCUCCGAUGAUGACAAGAGGAAGAUUGCUCAUCUUGUGGAAGAAUUGGCAAGGUGUAAACAGGAGAAAGAAGAGGACGAAGAGGAAAUACUAAAUCAGAAAAACAGGAUUUCAGAAUUAAAACUAUUACUGAAAACCUCAAACGCUGAUAAAAGGACAGUCUCAGAGUUGAAAUCGCAGUAUUUGGACGAGCAGGUGGUUCUUAAGAAGCAGUUGUCGGAGUUGAACCAGUUGCUCUAUCAGAUGCAAGUGCAGAAGUCCACGUCAGACAUCCAGAUAAAGACGAUUACUGCGCAGGCCGAGAAAAUGACCCGAGCUAUACACGCGAUGCAUCGGGAGAACACGGAACUUCAGGUCGAGCUUCGCGUCACCCAGGAGAAGCUCAGUGUGGCCCAACAAGCUUUGGACAAGAUGACAAAAGACAUUAAGGACGUGAGGGAACAGAUCACGCCAACCAUGGAAGACAAGGCUUGCCAAUCGUCAGACGCUAUUGGUUCCGAGGAAACGAUCCAUGUCAAGACACUUAAAAGGUCUGAAGACGUACCUUCCGAUGAUCAAAAAAUUUUGACUGAGCUGUUUUUUAAUAAAUCUUUGCAAAAUGAUUUUUCUCCAAAAGAAACUAUAAUUUUCCUUCCAGAAAAUUCAAAUGCACUUCUACAACAAUUCUAGCUGUGUUAUUGAUGUGGUUUGUCCAACUUAUAUAAUUCAGUAUACACUAUUUCAUGUAUUUUCAAAUAUAUCUAAAAAAAAUACUUUCCAUACCAAACAUGCUUAUUGCGAAGGUAUUAUUAUGAACAUGGAAUAGUAUAUUACGUUCAUAAAACAUUUAUUUCUAAUUGAGAAUCUUAAGAGAUGGUACUGCUCUAAAUAAACAAAGGAGGGAAGAAGUUUGGAAUGACUUGUCCUGCUGUUUUAAUUUUCUUUUGAACUCUUAAAACCUUAAUUCUCCAAACAUACGUACAAGAAACAUUUAACGGCUAUUUGUAUGUAGCAUAAUUUUGCUUUAAACCGUGCAAACAAUUUUAAAUUAAAUUAUAUUCUUCUGAUAGGAAAUAUAUCAGAAUUAAAAAACAUAAAAAAUAA